AUGGAUGGGCCAAAUAUAGGAUUUGGUAAAUGGCUUCUUGUUAUUUUUGUUAUUAUAAUAAUUAAGCAAUAUUGUAAAAUACAGGGAUGGAUUUACUGGGGGGUGCUAUUUUUCAUGAUAAAGCAAACAAAUUAUUAGAGACAAAAUGAGAUUCAGUAAUUUGAGUAAUAACAUGAUGAUAAGCGAACUGUGAACAACAAUUACAAUUCAUAUACUGUAGUCAAGCAAGACUUUGCAGUAGUGGAACAAGUUGAUGGACGCGUAAAGUCACUGGAAACCAAUUGCAACGUACUCGUCCGGAAAAAUUUUUUGCCUCAAAAGUUGUCGGCAGGGAAGUCAUUGCUCUCCGAAAAAAAAAUUUUCCGGAAAAUUUUUUUAAAUAGGGGUCCUUAAAAAAUUUGCACCCCCCCCCUACCAGAUCGUGCUGGAUCCAUCCCUGGUAAAAUAACCUUUUCCUUGUAGAUUCAGUUAACAAGAUCUCGAUCUAGUGGCAAUGAAGAUAAUGCUAUUAUAGUACCGAUAUAUUUACCUCCUGAUAAUGGUACUACACCAAGUCAAGUGACAAGUCUGGAUAAUAUCCCUAAUGACUCCUCUAUCAAACUCAGUCCACAUAUUGAAGCUGUUAUCUCUCAUCUUAAGACCUGGAGUGAAACUACACAUCGUUUACCAGGUUUGCUAAUAUUUAUCUUUUCUACUCCGCAAACGUCUCGUACCCAUAGAUAUCUUAUAUACACUAGAUCAGCCACUCCUUGCGUUAUCAACAAUAUAGUAUUGUAAUUACCAACCGUUAUCAGCAAUAAGUUAUUGCGUUGUAACUCUAACCCCCACCCCCUAAUCUCUAACCCCCACCCCCUGACCCUAAAGUUGGUGAAGUAUUGUAAUUAUCAACCGUUAUCAGCAAUAAGUUAUUGGUUUUAACCCUAACCUCUAACCCCCACCCCCUAACCUCUAACCCCCACCCCCUAACCCUAAAGUUGGCUGCCGUGAUUGCAGACUCAGGAUAUUCCCAUGAAAUGAGAAGUCUCGUAUGUUUUCUAUUUCUUAAACAGGGAACUUAAACAUUACGUUAAACCUAUUCCAAAUACAUUUUCAAACUAUUCAAAUGAUGAAAGUUAUUGUUUUUUAAGCGUUUAUUAGCGAGUGAGAAACUCCAAUACGGCCGCCAUCUAUUCAAAUGAGGGUAACCGCUGGAAUAUUCUUGGCUUCAAUUUUACUAAAAGAGAUGCGCUAUCUAGUGUAUAUAAGAUAUCUAUGCUCGCACCUGUAUUUUUUGCCCGCCGCCGGAGGCCCUCGAGGACCAAAUUAGGAGAUUUAAUACCAAAUGUCAAACAUAUUCGUUCAUUUGUUUCCUUCUUAUAUUGUUUAAUGAGUUGUUCCUGAAUUUUGAAAGCAAUAAAAUUAUUGUGUAAUCGCAGAUGAUACGCAGCAUUUAGGAACAGUGAUUUUUAUUGGUUGCAUUCAAUAAUCAGACAUAGUACCACAGUGCGGUGCCCUAGAGCAUGCGCAAUACACUAUUUUUGAAUAAAUACCAAGGCUUAUAAUUCCCAACAGACACCGAGAGACUAACAAAUUCACUGACCAACAAAUUCACUGACUAACAAAUUCAUUCAAUUGCUUUUGUACAGCGGAUUUGAUCAUAUCCACAUGUAAAUUUGCGCGUGAGAAAUGCUAAUCAUGUUCAGAACAAAAUUGUUUUGUUCUUUAGAAAACCUCCGUCCACUUGGAGGUCGUCGUCUUAACAACUGCUAGCUAACUAAAUAAUCUUCGAAUAAACAGGAUGCUAGCACAACCUAGACUGUGCUCCAGUCCACCUAGCUCAAUCCCCCAAUCCUAAAUCUAACCCUUACCUACCUCAAUCCUAACCUUUAAUCACAAUUCUAAAUCUGACCCUCACCUAUCCUAACUCUCGCCUACCUCAAUCCUAUAACCCUUAAUCCUAACCCCUAUCCUAAAUCCAAUCCUCGCCUACUCCAAUCCUUAAUCCUAAUCCUUGUGACGUCAUUAGUUUCGUGAUAGUAAAAUGGAAAGUUAUCCGAUUUUGAAACGUCGUAUGUAAUUAUUUGAAAAUGACGUUCUGAAAACAUUGCUAUUAGAUUAUCCCCUAAGUUUCCCAGAUGGUAUCGGAGCUUCAAAGCUUAUUAUUGCCCCUUCAAGGCAUCCCUAGUACAUUAUUUCCUCAUUAGGAUGACAUGAAUUUCCUUUAGCAGUAUGCCGACCUUGAUCGACCCGGCGAAUUCGCGAACGAACUUCUCGUUGCAAUAAUAGGGUCAUUUCCCGUGCCUAGGUCAUCCUUUUUUUAAUAUCGUCGGUUCCUGCUGCAGUGGGUAUUGAUCGCGGUAAAAUUUGCUAAUUAUUUCAAAUAAUAUUCAGUCCAACUUUCGAAAAAUAAAAGAUGGAAUUUUUUUUUCAAUUUUUUUUCAUAUUUUCCAAAUUUUGCAUUUCAAAAGGGUUCUGCCCAACACGAAUGAAAGAGUAUUAUAAGGACAUGAUGUUUCGUGACUCACUGUCUUUCUAGAAGUUUAUACCUCGGUAUGUGCUUCUACCAAGUCAAGAGAUUCUCAAGUAAUUGUCACAUCAAAGUUUCCGUGCAUCGUAUUUUGACAUCUUGCCAUAUUUCGGCGAAUUUAAAAGUAUUCCUUGCGAGUUAAAUCUACCAUUCAUAGUCGACAGACAACGUUAUAUCAGUCCUAAGACUUUGGCAUAACUGUGCUCAUUUUCUUGGUAAUGUGGAGUGAAAAUUAUAGUGCUAAUUACAAAAAAAAAACCCACAUUAAACCACACACAAAUAAAUGUUGUCCCUGUGACAAUUUGUUUAUUUCAUUAAUAACUUUUACAUGCGUUUAAACCUUUCCGUUCGUAUGAGAAACACUGGCAUGCAGCCUUAAAAGACAAGUACUUCUAACAUGUUACAGAAGCUGUGAUGUCAGUCUUUCAUUUACCACCUGAUGCAACACCUGUUCUUUUUUAUGAUGCAAUACACUUUUUUUAAUUGCCCUCAGUUCAAACAGUUUACCAUAUAUAACAACGUGGCCAGUCACAAGUAUACUUCGUAUUUCUAAGUACUUCCUUCCACGUGCGUACACUAUUAUUCAUCGCCAAGCUGAAACGAUGUCAGUCUAUUUCUGUCACAGGGUGGCAGCGGAAAUGUGGGCGAGUGUGGAACAAUGAUUAGUUUGUUCACCAAACAGAGCUCUCUGAGAAAUUUAAAGAUAUAAAGUCUCUUUAAAACGGUUUUUAUAUGGUGUAGUUUCACAGAACUGCCCACAACACUUUCUAUUAGAGGUGGGCAAAUCGGAUUCGUUCGGAUUUCGGAACAAAAAUAUUCAUUUCGAAUUGGAUCGGACUGAUAAAGUUGUUUCGUAGUCGGAUCGGAUCGGACUUCGAUAUUCGAAAUAAAAUGAAUUAAUUAUCCACGACAACGUGGUUGUCGCUGCAUUAUUCGUUUGAUACUUCAAUUGGACGUCACUUUGUCAGCUUCUUGAUAUGUAUUUCUUGCUUUUAUAUUUAUUUUGUUAAAUAUUUCCACUUGAAUGAGAAAUUUAUUUUGUUAAAGGAUUCUUCUGAUCGGAUCGGAAUUCUUUAUCAAAACUCGGAUCGGAUUCGGAUUAGACAAUUUCGGAUCGGAUCGGAUUUUAAACAUUAGCCAAUUGUCGGAUUAUAAACGUCCGAUCCGAUGCACACCUCUACUUUCUAUAUCCUUGUGGGCCGCAGGUUCGAUUCCGCAGAGCCGGUAGUUCCAUUUUACGCAACUGCUCCAAGUUUAAUAAAUGUAUAAAAUUUACACUCGAAAUUUCUUCACUCUCAGUUUAGAUAAACGACAAUUAUCAUUUCAUUUUAGGAAAACUUAAAAACACUCCGGCUGCUAUAAAAUUUGUCAUGAAACGUUUUGGAAUCCUUUACCGCGGCUGAUAGUUUCGGCAAAUACAGAACUAAUGUUAUUCUGGAAAAAGUAUGCAUGCAUGAAUUCUGGAAAAGUAUGCAUGAAUUCUGUAACGCUAUACGCAAUCUACUUAAAAAUAUAUGCAUUUCGAAUGGAGAUGAAUCGAAAUUGAUUCGAAAUAUACAGAUUUUUAAAUAGAAAAUGCAAAUGGAUAUAGUCCUUCGUCGGGAAAUUAGUGCGCCAAUAGUUGCCAAGUUUUACUGGUAUUUUUCAUAUAAUUGAAUCCAUCUGCAUUUCUCUCGUGUUUUUGUUACCACCUACGUUGGCUCAGACCGUUGCGAUUUUUAAAUAGAUCAUGGAUCAAUAGAUCAACUCUUGACGAAGGGCCUUCGCUCGAAACGUCGAGUUUCUGCUUAUUUUUAAGGUAGUAAUAUAACCACUCAGCACAGUGUAUUCAUGCACACUUUUUUUGGAAUAACAUUAGUUCUGAAACGUUUUGGCAAAUCAGGAAAUAUUGUAAUAAUUUUGUUAAAAUGAAAUAUUAAUAAUUGUACAAAAAAGAUGAAUAGAAUUGAAGAAGAUCUGCACACCGGCUGUGAACACUUGCAUAUGUUAUGGCAGUGGGCACCCCACUUCUUUGUCUAGAAAGUGUCGAGCAACGAAAUACAUCCUUCAAGACUACACGUCGACUUAUACCAACCAUUUAAAGCAAUUUGACCGAUUCUCCAUCUGAUACUGGUUCGAGAUAAAGAUAUUAUGUUUUAUUUUUACAAAUAGUGACUUAAAACAUUAUGACUUAAAACCUGAAAACUAUACACUAGGCAAUCCAUCUCAUCAUAUUCGCCUUAACGUCUGCAGAAUAUCUUCUUUCCGAACUCUAUUUUUCAGUACGAUUCGAAAACAGUUAAAGAUUUUAACUUUCGACCGGCGAAUCACAUUGAAAAGGAAUUAAAGAAUGAUCUAUACAGUUAUCUACUCCAUUAAGUACUGACUGGAGUGAUGUUAUUUCAUCAAUAAUGUCUUGUUUCUUCCAGGAACAUGUCCUCUCUAUCCUGCUGUUCUAUCACUACUCAAGAGCCUGGUUGUUCCAGAGUAG
This is a messenger RNA of Paramuricea clavata, 4976 nucleotides long. The record is from the annotation of a GenBank genome assembly. Lineage: Eukaryota; Metazoa; Cnidaria; Anthozoa; Malacalcyonacea; Plexauridae.